This is a messenger RNA of Camponotus floridanus (Florida carpenter ant), 4140 nucleotides long. RefSeq names its product serine/threonine-protein phosphatase 4 regulatory subunit 1. Gene Ontology annotation, molecular function: protein phosphatase regulator activity; protein binding. Gene Ontology annotation, biological process: protein dephosphorylation. The transcript is spliced from 10 exons. The record is from RefSeq and is a predicted model, not a curated record. Bases 891 to 3455 code for a protein of 854 amino acids. NCBI's taxonomy places the organism in Eukaryota, Metazoa, Arthropoda, Insecta, Hymenoptera, Formicidae.
CAGUCCCACGCGGCUUCUCGCGCGUGUCUACCACACCACACCAUUACUCGCGUGUAGUACGCGCUUCCGUUUACGUACAUGUUGUUUUCGUGCGCACGGUCGCCCGCGCGCGAGCGAGCGAGCGAGCGCGUCCUCUCCUCCUUUUGUUUCCCUCCUCCGGGAAACGCGUCUUCGCGCCGAUUCCGCGAACGCGUGCGGGGAAACAAUGCGACGAAGACGACGACGGCGGUGUCGAGUCGUUGGCCGAGCGGUGGAUAGGUGAUGGCAAAAAGGGGAAGAGAGAGAGAGAGAAAACAAGACGUACACACGCUCGCAGCCAUUUUAAUCGCGUCGAGCCGGGCCACCCAGUGUGUAACGCGAGGGGGACCGCGACUGGUCUACGCGUGCCGCCCGCGUCGUCACCAUCGUCAUCGCCGUCAUCGUCAUCGUCGCUGUCGUCGUAGUAGUAGUCGUUCUCUAGUCGACUCGGAAUUGCGCCUGUCGAGGCUGCGCGCCUCGCUUCUGCGCACGCUUUCGCGCAUUAGCCGCGCGUCGUUUUGCGCCUCUCUUCACGCCGCUGGCGCGUCCCGUUCUUCGUGCACGCUCGUGAAAUCGUCCAAAUAAGUGAAGGUCAUCCCGAGACGCGGAAAGGACGCGGUGGAAAAUUACGCGUAAUUGCCCCGCGUUAUCGUUGCUCGGAGGGAAAAGGAAAGGAAGGGGGAGGGAAACGCGUCGAUUCCCAGCGUCGCCUCCGAGAAUUCCUACGGUCUCGCGACGCGGAGUGCGGCAAUCGCAUCCAAGUGACGCACGAUGACAGGACUGAUUCACCGAGAUGCGGAAUCGUCGCGAGGGAGGCGGCGGCCCGCGAGACCCAGGGCGGGAAAGACGUCAUCGUCGGAGGACAGAGGCAAAUGGUGGGCCGCAUAUUGGUGGAAAUGUUUCGCGCGGCUGUCAACAAUAAACUGACACUGGUCGUCGAGGACGUCAUGCAACAUGUACAGUUGAUCAUUGACGAUAAUGAUGCUUUGGUUCGGUCGGACUUGGUGGAGCAGAUUCCGAAUGUGGCGAUCAUCUGUCUCGAGGCGCCGGAUCUCUUCGGGGAUGUUCUUCGCAAUCACUUGCUCGGUAUUAUAAUAAAGUACCUGAGUGAUCCUGAUAACCAGGUACGACAAAUGGCUCAAAACGCGCUCAUGACGAUCGUGAAGCGGGGUCUCCUCGACAAUGACACAAUCGAGCACGAAAUCUGUCCCACGAUAGAACAUUUGUCCUACAUGUCGGCCGACGAACAUCUUCGUAACGCAAACAUCUCCCUCAUGUGUCGACUAGCACCGCUGAUUGGUAGCGAACUUACAGAGAAGGUCUUCCUAAGACGAUUCUUGGACCUGUGCGAGGACAAUGAUAUGAUGGUGAGGAGAACCUGCGCCACACACUUUGGAGAAAUGUGCGUAGCUGUGGGGAAGGAAAAAUUGUAUAGCAAAUUGAUUCCUACGUUCGUGGAUUUGUGCGGCGACAGAGUGUGGGGUGUGCGAAAAGCAUGCGUCGAGGUUAUGAUGCCGGUCGCUUGUUGCUCGACACCGGAGCAUCGCCGAUUAUUACUAGCUGACAUAUUGGCUAAGCAUUUGAACGACGAUUCCAAGUGGGUGCGAAUAUCGGCUUUCCAGAUACUCGGACCGUUUAUAUCGACCUUUGCCAAGCAGUUUGCUGAUGUCACUUAUAAUAAGCACGGCGAGUUGGUGUAUACUAGUAAACAAGAUAAUCAUCUCAGUAUACGUUACUCAUACGAAGGAAUUUUCCCUACAAAGGGCGCGAUCAAAAGUCAAAUAUCUGAUAUGGACGAUAAAAGCUCUUUUUAUCUGCCUAUGAUGAAACAUGAUAAUGUUAAGACACCGGAUUCCUCGGAGGAGUACGAAUUCCAGAAGAAAGACGUCUUUUCACAAUUGCGACUUAAAGUCCUGGCCGUAAAGCGAAAAAAGCGUAAACCUGUUCCUCUGCUCAAGAUAGACGUGGACGAUACGGAGAAUUAUAAUCCAUUUUUAUAUUAUUACAUCCCUCCGGAUAUACCAUUAGAUGACGAACUUACUCAUGCUGCGAGGCAAUCAGCGAUGAAUCGUAAUAACGCCAAGAAAGGAUCAUCAGGGGAAUUAACUCAUUUUAACGACAGAAUGUUUAAACGAUCAUAUAAAUCCCGUACCUGUAACUAUCCCGAAAUUCUCGUCGACGAGGAUGACUCGAGUAUUGAUGGACAAUCGAACGACGAUAAGCUCGAUAAUCGAAAGGAAGAGAAAGAUGACGAUGACGAUGGAGAUUGCCCACCGUUGUCACAAGACACGACGGACUCGUUGGAUGAUACUAUAUGGACAAAUUUUGAUAUAUAUCAUGUGGACUCUAUGGACAAGAGUGACGAGUCCUGUAACUUCGGCAAGAACUUAGACGCGAAGGAAAACGGACAAGAGAUCGUACCUCAGGAAUUAAUCAAUUACUACGUAUCGAUGACCGAUCCGGAGCAAUGCGUGGACAUGGGUGCCGAGAUCCCGCAUCAUUGUGCCUUCAGUUUUCCCGCAGUCACGCUUACGCUUGGCACGGAGAAUUGGCAUUACUUGAAAAAGGCUUAUCAGUCAUUGUCAAGUGCGAAACAUUGGAAGGUCAGGCAUACCCUGGCGUCCAGCAUUCACGAGAUUGCCAUGAUUCUAGGCGAAGAACUCACUGCCACUGACCUCGUGCCGAUCUACGAUGGUUUCAUCAAGGAUCUGGACGAGGUCAGAAUAGGUGUACUCAAACACCUCGCGACCUUUUUAAAGAUACUCAAGCCUUCUGAUCGCUGCCAAUAUCUGCCGAGGUUAAGCGACUUCCUUGUCACAGACAACGAAUGGAACUGGAGAUUCAGGGAGGAACUUGCUACGCAGUUGCUCGAGAUUGUUAGCCUUUUCAAUUUAAACGAUGUAGCACAAAGUAUCGCGCCACUGUCCUUCCAAUUGCUUGUAGAUAAGGUUGCUGCUGUCAGAAACAUUGCGCUUGAAUUGAUCACGCGAAUUAUGUGCUACUUAUCUCGCGAUGACGCUCUGAUUACGUCUCUUAUUCACGAAUUCCGAGACAUUCUAGUUAAAAAUACUAAAAAAUGGAUACACCGACAGAUUUACGCACUCGUGUGCUCUCACUUGAUUCGCAAUGGCGCAAUUACAGGAAGCAUGUUUUCUAAAGAGAUGUUACCAUAUUUGAUAGGCCUAUCUGUCGACAGAGUACCUAAUGUAAGAUUAGCUGUAGCGAGAACUUUGGCGACGGAUGUUGUUGGGAUGGGUUUGGACACUUUGGGUAUGGAAAUGAUGGAACGAGUGCAAGUAGUACUCGCAAAACUGCGCGUGGACGAUGACCGAGAUGUGCGAGUGUUCGCCGGAGGUCAAGAGCAAUUGGGUGUACUGGCUUAUUGUUCUUCAGACGAAAACAAUCAAGUCGAACAAGCGAAAAAUAUAUUAUUUUAAUAGUGAUGUAUUCCGAUCUCAUGGAUCUGCGGUUUUAUAUGCAAAUUAAAAAAAAAACGAAAACUUUUUAUAUAUAUACAUAUAGCACAAGAUGCACCUCGGUUCUUCCACACGAGUGACUAGUUUGUAUAAAUGAUAAGCCAAAAGCGUGCGCUGGUUAUUAACUGCUGCAAAUGUCAAGCUUUGAUCGCAAACGUACCAGAUUUGCAUGCAUAGCAAUUACAAUUGCGAACACAUUUGUUGAUAAAAAAUGUUUAAAGCAAAGCUCAAAUACAUAGCGUUCGCGAUUUAGUCGAAGAAUAGGUAUGAUACAAUUAUGCAAUGACGACUGAUGCAUCUUUUGCGUCCAAUAAUUUAGGACAGAAUUGUGAAUAUCGAUAAUCGUAUACUAUGCGAUUACGUAAUGAUGCAUGAAUGUAUAUGUAUAUGUGUAUAUGCGCAAAAGAAUGCGUGUUUUACCAUUGUGAUCAAUGUAACUCUGAUCUCCCGAAUGAGCCGAAUAAUUGAGUGCGUUAUAUCGAUGCAGUUUCGCUUGAUUUAUUUCACGAAUGUUCGAUUGUACGACUUACCGGCACUACAUCGCGUUUCGCGUUAUUUUGUAGCAUCACCGGCAAUAAUACCGGCAAAAGUGGAGGAGAUAUUGUUUAAAAUAUCCUGUAUAAUAUGUAUUUCAUAAAAAAAUAAC